This is a messenger RNA of Prorocentrum cordatum, 13356 nucleotides long. The record is from the annotation of a GenBank genome assembly. NCBI's taxonomy places the organism in Eukaryota, Dinophyceae, Prorocentrales, Prorocentraceae.
UGGCUCAAGGCUUAGAGGCUGGCGCCGCAGGCUUUGCGUGUUUACCGAGCUCGGCGGAGUGCCACCGCUACGCCACCAGGCCGGCCAUGCCGCACCCCUACAAAUGGGAGAAGCUUAAUCAGGAUGCGGACCCAGAGCGCACGGUGACGCCGCGUGCGGGUCAUACGCUGACGCCCAGCGGCCCUGGGUUCAUCAUGUACGGAGGCAUGGACAGCAGAAGAAAUGACCAGGGCCAGUCCGCCCCGAACAGCGACCUUUUUGUGCUAAAGCUUGGCCAAAACCACACGUACAGGUGGGAAUCUAUCGAGUUGGAUGCCGCCUCACAGGUGCCCCCCGUGCGCACUUUGCACUCCGCGGUGAGCACCAGCUCCACCAGCAACGACGAGAUGUUCAUAUUUGGCGGUAUCCACUCCGCGAUGCCGUACCAGUGCUUGCAGGACGGCUGGAUACUGGACACCACAUGCAUGGAAUGGAAGAAGGUGCACUUCAAGUCGCAGCCCACGGGCAACAGGGGAGCCGCUUCGCGGAGGAUGACGGGCCUGAUCCAGGAUCGCAACACGGAGGAGUGGGGCGUUCGCAAGAAGGGUGGGUCCUCCGCCAAGCUGCGGGGAUCCAAAGCACGAGCGUCCAUGUCGCACAGCAGCUCAAGGGGAGGCGGUAUUGGUCGUGGGCCCAGUGGCGCCGCCAGCAGCAUCAGCUUCGCCUCGCUGGCUGGAGCUGCAACCCGUGCCGUUCACGAGAAGCGCGCGUCGUCCCGUGGCGGGUCUUUGGUCGGGCUGUCCGCGGUCAUGGGCGGGCCUGGUGGAGCGGGUGGCGGCUCGUCCAAGAAGUGGCGCGGGAUCUUGCAGAAGAAGAUGGGCAGCAUGCUCCAGGCGCCGCGCAGUGGCACCUCGGGCAUGAAGAUGCGGAAGGCAGGGGGAAUGACCAUGGGCGGCAACCUCAUGGCGACCAACGAGGAGCAGUUUCACGAAGAGCUCGUUGCUAUGGUGUCGCAGGCAGUGCGCGAUGAUUCGGGCCCUUCGAGUGACGUGUCCCUGCCCGCCCCUCGCUCCAACCACACCACAUGCCUGCACGAGAACGCCGUCGUUCUGUUCGGUGGGCACGGAGGCUUGGGCUACCAGCGCAAGGCGUUCAACGACACGUGGGUGCUGAACUUGGACAACGCGCGAUGGAAUGAGCUGAUGUGCCAGGGGACCCCUCCGCCGCCCCGCUCUGGGCACACUGCAUUCUGCAAGGACGGGUGCGUGUUCAUAUUCGGCGGAUGGAACCACGAGUCACAGUUCAACGACCUGUUCAUGCUGGACGUUGAGAACAAGGACUGGAGCGACCUCGACCUGCUGUGGGGCGUGCCCAGGUGGAACUGCUCCCUGCAGCUUGUCGAGGCCAUCCCGUCGUGGCGCGUCUUCGUCUUCGGCGGCACCGCCGACAUCGGCGGCGAGGGGAGGAGCGGUGGCUCCUUCGACAACAGGAUCGGGGUGCUCAACCUCGGCGAGAAUUACGAGUGGGAGGACCACCCGAUCGCGGCGGGCCCGGAAAACCCGCGGCCGGCUCCUCGAGAGCACUCGGCAAUCUGCUACGACCCAGAGGAGUCGCGCCUGAUCGUCUUCGGCGGCUGGUCCAACAAAUGGCUCGACGAUGUGUGGCAGAUCAACGUGUCGUCCAUCGUCGGCCCGCCCUACGCUAUACUGAAGGUGGACCCGCCGCUGGGCCCCGUCACGGGUCAGAUGAAGGUCAGGGUGUACGGCGUCGGUUUCCAGUCCACACACGGCAUGGUCAGCGUCGAGUUCGCCGCUGGCAAGUUCAGCGCGAGCACGCAGGGGAGCGUCCUCAGCGACGAAGUCAUCGAGUGCCUGACGCCUUGUGUCGCGAACAGCCUGGGCCCGAAGGAGUGCGUCGUCCGCGUGCAGAUCGGUGCACGCGACCUGACCACCACCACCACAACCUACGCUUUCUUCCUGAAUUCGAUCGCGGACAAGUCGCUGUGCUUCGGCCCUGGCGUCUUGCAGGAACAGCAGGCGAACCAGGAGACGCGCCUGAUCAUCCAGCUGCGCAACCAGCACGGCGCGAAUCGGACGACUGGGCGGGACGAGUUCGUUAUUAUUCUGCAGCAGAAAGUCCCGCUAGAGGACGGUAAGGAGACCAGGCGGGACUUGCCGUUCGAGCUACUGGAUAAGGACAACGGCCAGUACGAAAUCAAGUACAUCGCCGAAGAGGGCGACGUGGAAAUCCAUGUCAAGUUGCUGGACGAGAACGGCAAAGCACAGCCUAUUCGUGGUUCUCCCUUCAAGCCUUCCUUCACGUCGUCCGCCAGGAAUCGCGCGAACGAGUACUCUGGGCCCCUGGUUACCCAGUGGAUCACGGGCACCCUGAAGGGCCUGGAUGAGUUCUACCAGAACACCAACACUGGGUACCAGACGAAGAUCAAGGAGGGCGACGUCAUGGCCCUGAUCAAGGUGAUGAACCACAUCAAGGACAUGUACGAACAGGAGGAGACUCUGAUCCUGCGGCAGGACGAGGUCUUCGAGACAAUCGCGCAGUUAGAGAGGGAGGGGCUCCCAGGCGAGAAGCAGCUGAAGCAGCUGAAGAAGAUCGCCGCGAACCUAACGCAGCUGAAGGAGGACAUCAUCGCCAAACAGAAGGAGAUCCAGCCGACGGAGCAGAAGGAGAGCGAUCUAUACAGGAAGAAGAUCACCGAAUUCGAGGCCGAGCUGAAGACCUAUCAGUCGGGCUUGCGCAAGGAGGCUUAUUAUUUCUACAAGAGCGGCCUGGAGCUCGCGACCAGACGCUUGAACGACGUUACCGCCGAUUUAGACAGGCUCCAGUUGCGAACGGACGACCUCUCAUAUAUUGCCACCAAUUUCAACUAUCUUUCUGGCACGGUGGCGGGUUUGGACGCCCUGACCGGCUCCAAGAAGAUCUUGCAGGCGAUGCGCGAGGACGUCGCUAACAUGCGCUCGCUGUGGGAGUUCGAGCAGACCAGGAUUUCUACAACGGAAGAGUUUCUGGUCGUCAGGUGGGGCGUCGUGGUCGCGACGGAGAUGGAAGACGAGAUCAAGGCGCUCUUCAAGAGAUUGAAGGAAGUAAAGGUCGACCGCAAGUGCGACGCCUACCUCGGCGUCCAGGACGUUGUUAAGAAGUGGGUGACGUUCCUGCCGCUCGCAGGGGAGCUUCGCGACCCCGCGAUGCGGCCAAGGCAUUGGACGCAGCUCAUGGAGUUAUGCGGUAAAUCGAUCACGGUGACGCCCGACAUCCUGCUGCGCGACAUGUGGAAUUUGGAGUUGCACAAAUUCUCCGACGCUGUCGAGGACACGGCGGAUCAAGCGAAGCAGGAAUCGAAGAUGGAGGCCACGCUGAAGAAGAUCUCUGGCGAGUGGGCAGGUGUUGAAUUCGAUUUCGAGUCCCACAAAGGCAACGACGAGAUCAAGCUGAUGAAGAUCUCCGACGACAAGUUCGAAACCCUGGAGGAGCAUCAGGUUCAGGUCCAGAACAUGUUCGCAUCGCGCUUUUUGUCCACCUUUGAGACGGAGGUUGUGUUCUGGCAGAAGACCCUGGCCAACGUAGCCGAGGUCUCCCAGCUGCUGUCGGAGGUCCAGCGCUCGUGGGCCUUCCUCGAGAACCUGUUCAUCCACAGCGAGGAGGUAAAAAAGGAGCUGCCAGAAGACAGCGACAAGUUCGUUGGUAUCGACAUGGACGUCAAGGAGAUUCUGAAGCAGGGCAGCGAGAUGACGAUCUGCAAAGAAUUCUGCAACCAGGGCAACAUAUUCCAGCGACUGGAAAAGGCACAAACUCAGCUCUCCAUGUGCGAGAAAGCUCUGAACGAGUUCAUGGAUGGUAAGCGCAGGGCCUUCCCGCGUUUCUACUUCAUGUCGUCCGCCGACUUGUUGGAUGUCCUCAGCAACGGUAACUCGCCAGCGAAGGUGGUGCCCCAGUUCCCAAAGUUUUUCAUCGCGAUCGACAGCUACACGCUGGAGUUCCCCGACGGCGAAAAGGCCCGUCCAUCAGCAACGGGCAUGGUCGCUUGCGUCGGCAAGGAGUACGUGCCGUUCCCGGAGCCUCUGAAGCUGGAGGGAAAAGUAGAAGUAUACCUCGACAGGUGCAUCGACGCGUUCCGAAGUGCCCUCAAGUUCUUCGCCAAGGAUCUGCUCGGCACGUAUUUCAGCGAGGGCUGUGACAAUGACGGAGAGAAGCGCGGACAGUUCAUCGCCAAGAGCCAGGCUGCUCAGUGCGCACUGCUCGUGCAGCUGAUCACGUGGGUGCAGCUCGUGGAGACCGGUUUCCAGGCCGUGGCCGACGGUGACGCCAACGGUGUCAAGCACGCUUGGGACAAGCAGGCAGCGUUGCUACUCAAGUUGAUCGAACUCACGAUGACAAACCUGGACAAGCCGACGCGUCAGAAGGUGAUGUGCGCAAUCACUUUAGACGCGCACAACCGAGACGUCCAGGCGAAGCUCUACCAGGAGAGCGUCACCAGCAAGGACGCUUUUCAGUGGCAGAGCAUGUUGAAGUGCUAUUGGAGAGAGGAGCUUGACGACGCGAACAUGGAGAUCUGUGAUGCCAAGCUGCCCUAUGGGUACGAGUACCUGGGCAAUGGCCCUCGCCUUGUUGUGACACCUUUGACCGACCGUAUCUACGUCACUGCCACGCAGGCCCUCCACCUGUGCAUGGGCUGCGCUCCCGCAGGCCCAGCUGGCACUGGUAAGACAGAGAGUACCAAGGACUUGGCCAACGGUGUGGCCAAGGCCUGCUACGUCAUCAACGCAGCACCUGAGAUGGACUACGUCUCGAUCGGCAACAUCUUCAAAGGCCUCAGCGCCAGCGGGUCCUGGGGCUGCUUCGACGAGUUCAACCGCCUCGUGCCCGAGGUCCUCUCCGUGUGCACCGUCCAGUUCAAGUCCGUCUGCGACGCGGUGAAGUCGAAGGUGAAGCGCUUCGUGCUGCAGGGGGACGAGAUCAACCUCGACCCGGCUGUGGGCUGCUUCAUCACCAUGAACCCGGGCUACCUCGGCCGCUCCGAGCUGCCAGAGGGCCUGAAGGCGCUCUUCCGGCCCAUCACGGUCAUGGUUCCGGACUUCCAGCUCAUCAUCGAGAACAUGUUCAUGGGAGAGGGCUUCACGGAAGCGCCAGCCCUCGGCCUCAAGUUCGCAACUCUAUACGCGCUGAACAAGGAUCUCCUCUCGCAGUCGAAGAAGUAUGACUGGGGCAUGCGCGCCAUCAAGAGCGUGCUAGUCGUGGCGGGCUCCUUCAAACGAGCAGACCCUUCGCUCUCUGAGCAGGCGGUGCUGAUGCGGUCUCUGCGGGACACAAACGUCGCCAAAAUCGAAGGCGACGAUCUGAAGGUCUUCAUGGGUUUGUUGGCUGAUCUUUUCCCUGGCAUCGACGUUCCGCGCGCCCGUGAUUACGACAUGGAGCAAACAUUGAUCGAAGUCAUGGAGAACGAUUUCGGGUACACACACGAUCCAGAAGAGUAUCUGCUCCUCAAGAUCACACAGCUGAUCGAACUUUUGGGCAUUCGCCACUGUGUCUUCCUCAUGGGCAACCCUGGCAGCUUCAAGUCGGCGAUGUGGAAAAUCCUCAAGCAGGCCAAGACCAAGCGCGGGGAGAAGACGACCACCGUGGAUUUCAGUCCAAAGGCCAUCAGCACGAAUGAGCUUUACGGAUUCGUCAACAUGGCGACCCGUGAAUGGAAAGAUGGAAUUAUCUCGAAGGUGAUGCGCGAGCUUGGACAGGUACCAGACACGCAUCCGAAGUGGAUCCUACUCGACGGAGACCUGGACGCAAAUUGGAUCGAGUCAAUGAACAGCGUCAUGGACGACAACAGGCUGCUCACGCUGCCUUCAAACGAGCGAAUCCCGCUGAAGGCGCACAUGAAGAUGAUAUUCGAGAUCCGUGACCUCAACUACGCCACGCCGGCAACUGCUACGAGGGCGGGUAUUGUGUGCAUGAGCGAUGUUGAAGGCGUACAGUGGCGAUCUUACGUGACGAGCUGGGUCAAGAAGCAGGAGUAUCCAGACCAAGUGAAAGAGGCGAUCCAGAAGCUGUUCGACAAGUAUGGGAAGGACACUCUGCUGUGGAUUCUGAAGAACACCAAGAUCCAGGUUCCCAUGGUCGACAUCAAUAUGAUAUCAUCCUGCUGUAGUUUCUUGCAGAAUCUCAUCACGCCCGACAAGUUCGAGGUGCUCGAGUACUGGUUUAUAUUCUGCUUUACGUCUGCCGUAGGGCUUUGCCUAUCUGAAGUGGACGGCGUCGAUUACAGGAAGGCCUUCAGCAAUUGGUGGAAAGGGGAGAUGAAGACAAUCAAGUACCCAGCGAAGGGAACAAUUUUCGAUUAUUUCGUGAAGGAGUCGAAGCUCGAGGAGUGGAUCACCGCCGUGGAAGAGAUCGAAUACAGCAGCGAGACGCCUAUGGGUGAGGUCACGGUGCCCACCAGCGAGACGGUGGCCAUGACUUAUUUGAUGAAGGCUCUUAUCAACACGCAUCACCCGGUCAUGCUCAUUGGCCUCGCUGGCUGCGGAAAGACCCAGUCUUGCUUGGGUCUGCUAAAGACCCUGCCGCCAGAUGAGUUCAUGUAUUACUCCAUGAACAUGAGCUACUAUACGGAUUCCACCUUGUUGCAGACGCUGAUGGAAAAUCCGUUGGAGAAGAAGGCGGGGAAGCUUUAUGCACCCCCUGGCAAGCUCAAUAUGGUUUACUUUGUUGACGAUCUCAACAUGCCUGCUUUGGACAAGUACAACACGCAGAGCGCGAUCGAGCUGAUGAAGGAGAAGCAGGACUACAAUCACUGGUGGGACCGAGCCAAGAUCCAAGUUAAGGACAUCGGGAACACGCAGUACAUGUGCUGCAUGAACCCAACUGCGGGCUCGUUCAUCGUUAACCCCAGGCUCCAGCGCCACUUCUGGACUUGCGCAGUGCCCUUCCCAGAGCAGGCCGCUCUGCGCACCAUCUACUCGACCUUCAUGAAGGGCCAUUUCGAACGUCUCUCUUUCAAGUCGUCGGUCCAAGACUGCAUAUCGAACAUCAUCGUGGCGGCGCUGCAGCUGCACACCAACGUGGUGGCGUCUUUCAGGAAGACUGCCGCCAACUUUCAUUACGAGUUCAACAUCCGGCACAUGAGCGGCGUCUUCAACGGUCUGCUCGCAGCCAAGCCGUCCGAAUUCGACAAGGACGAGAAGAUGACAAAGCUUUGGCUUCACGAGAGCGAGCGUGUCUAUGGCGACAGACUAGUAUCCACAUCGGACCUCAAGAAGUAUCGCUCUCUCGCUGCAGAUCUCUGCAAGCGCAUGUUCGGAAAGUUCAAUUUCGCGAAGUAUUUCCAAGAGAAGAAUCCCGACCCUUUGGUGUUCGCGCCUUUCUCCAAGGGCAUCAGCGAGAUGGACGGGGGCGGAACUUACGACCAGAUCAAUGGCUUCGACAAGCUGAGCGAGCUGCUCAUGGCCGCCCUCAACGAGUACAACGAAAACAACGCGGCUAUGGACCUCGUGCUGUUCGGCGACGCGCUCUGCCACGUGAGCAAGAUCUGCCGCAUCCUCAUGAGCACGCCUGGGCACCCGCUGCUCGUGGGGGUCGGAGGCAGCGGCCGCCAGAGUCUUUCGCGGCUCUCUGCAUACACGUGCCAGUACAUAACGAUGAUGAUCGUCAUCAGUGGCAACUACGGCAUCAAUGACCUGAAGACUGACCUCCAGGCAAUGUACAACAAGGCUGGCGUCAAGGACGAGGGCGUGAUGUUCUUGUUCACUGACGGGCAGAUUACCAACGAGAAGUUCCUCGUCUUCAUCAACGACCUUUUAGCCUCGGGCGACAUCGCCGACCUGUACGCCGUCGACGAGAAGGACGCCAUUCGCAACGCGGUACGCAGCGGCUGCAAGGGUGCAGGCAUCCAGGACACACCCGAGAACCUUUGGACCUUCUUCAUUGGAAGGAUCCGCAAGAAUCUCCACAUGUCGCUCUGCUUCAGCCCCGUCGGCGACGACAUGCGCAAUCGAGCGCGCAAGUUCCCAGCGCUUGUGAACUGUACCGUUAUCGACUGGUUCCAGCCGUGGCCGAUGGAAGCGCUCUUCAAUGUGGGCGAAAAGAUCUUGGCCCCGAUUGAGCAGCUGGGGCCGCAGGAUAGCUCAGUGAGAGCGGGAAUUGUAGAGUUCUUGCCGUUCAGCUUCGAGUGCUCUGAUAAGGAGGCUGAGAUGUUCAUGGAGAACGAGAAGCGGUUCGCAUACACUACGCCGAAGAGCUUCCUUGAGCUCAUCAAGUUGUACACCACCAUGGUAGGACAGAAGGUGGACGCUCUGGAGGAUCAGAAGGACCGCCUGACCAACGGCCUGGAGAAGUUGCGCAAGACGCAGUCAGACGUAGCAGGUCUCGAGGAGGAGCUGAAGGUGAAGGCGGUCGUGGUGGCGGAGAAGGCCCAGGCGGCCGACAUAUUCGCCGAAGAGGUGGGCAGGGAGAAGGCCAACGUACAGGCCGAGUCAGAGAAGGCCGGCGUCGAGGAGAGGGAUUGCGCCAAGAUCGCCAAGGACGUGUCCCAGCAGCAGGCCUCCUGCGAGGAGGACCUGGCCAAGGCAGUUCCGCUCGUCAAAGAGGCCGAGGCUGCCCUCGACAUCCUCGACAAGAAGGAGUUCCAGGUCCUGAAGACCUUCACGGCGCCCCCGGGAGGUGUUGGGGAGGUCUGCGAGGCUGCAAUGCACCUGCAGGCCGGCAUCGACCCGAACAUCGAUGUCGACAAGAAGGGCGCCCUGAAGGAUGGCUCCUGGAAGGCGGCGGUGAAGAUGAUGGGCAAUCCAGAGAAGUUCCUGCAGAAUCUGAAGGAGUACAAGUUCCAGAUCGAUGAAGGAAAGGUGCCCCAAGCCAAUAUCGAGAAGGCGAGGAAAAUCCAGAUUGCCCUUGGCGACCAAUUCACGUAUGACGCCAUGAUGAAGAAGUCGAGCGCAGCGGCAGGUCUCUGCGCCUUCAUCAUCAACAUCAUCAUGUACUACGAUGUGGUGAUUCAGGUGGAGCCAAAGCGCCAGGCCCUGCGGGAAGCGACCGAGACGCUGAAUAACGCCAACACGAGGCUCGCCGAGGUCAAGGCCCUCGUGGCACAGCUGGAGGCUAAGUUGGCGAAGUUGAUGGCCGAGUUCGACAAGGCCAUGGCCGAGAAGAAUGCUGUGAUGGCCGAGGCGCAGAAGUGCCAGACCAAGCUCGACAUGGCGCAGCGUCUCGUGGGCGCCCUCAGCGCCAACGGUGUCAUCUGGGAGCAGACCGUCGACCGCACUGCGGAGGAGUUGGUGUUCAUCCCUGGUGACACUUUGGUUGCAUGCUCCUUCGCGUCCUACGUCGGCGUCUUCACGCGCUCUUACCGCGAGUCUUGCGUUCAGAAGUACGUCGACUUCCUGCGCUCGAAGAGUGUGCCCUUGGGCCCGAAGCCCGAUCCUCUCAGCAUCCUGGCGACGGACGCCCAAAUGGCUGGCUGGGCCUCGCACGGACUCCCGUCCGACCGUGUGUCCUGUGAGAACGGCGCCAUUGUCACGAAUUCGCAGCGGUGGUGCCUGAUGAUCGACCCGCAGCUACAAGGAAUCGUGUGGAUCAAGAAGAAAGAAGAGGACAACCAGCUGCAGAUCACCCGCAUGGGCCACUCGAAAAUGCUCAACACGUUUGAGGUGGCCCUUGACCAGGGCAAGUCCGUUCUGAUUGAGAAUAUGGGCCAGACGAUCGACGCAGUACUGAUGCCAAUUGUUUCCCGGAACACCAUCAAGCGUGGGAACAAGAAGGUCGUGAAGCUAGGCGAUAAGGAGAUCAUUUUGAAGGACCAGUUCAAGCUCUUCAUGCAGACGAAGCUGUCCAACCCGCACUACCCUCCAGAGAUUCAGGCAGAGACCACGGUGAUCAACUUCACCGUCACCGAGGACGGCCUGGAGGACCAGAUCCUCUUCUUGGUCGUGAGGCUUGAGCGCCCCGACCUGGCCAAGAAGAAGACCUUGCUGAUCCAGCAGCAGAACGAGUUCAAGGUCACACUGGCCAACCUGGAGGCCCUCCUGCUGGACAAGCUUGCCAAAGCCGAGGGCGACAUACUUGACGACACGGAGCUCAUUCUCAGUUUGGAGGAGGCAAAGAAGACCUCGGACGAAGUCAAGGAGAAGGUCGUCGUUGCAGUCGAGACUGAGGCCAAGAUCAAUGAGACCUCGGAACUGUACCGCCCCACUGGCAUCCGGGGCUCCCUGCUUUUCUUCUUGCUUGGCGACCUGUGCAAGAUGCACACGUUCUACAAGUACUCCCUUGACUCCUUCGUGAUGGUGCUUACGCGCGCGGUGAACAGCAUUACAUUGCGGAAGCCGAAAGUGAUAGAGCCUCCGAAGGAGGAGAAGGAAAAGGCCGAGGGCGACGAGGAGGAAGCAGAGGAGCAGGAAGAGGAAGAUGAGGAAGAAGACAAGGGCGAUGACGAAGAGGAGGAAGAGGAGAUCAUCGAACUCUCUGGCAAGGAGCUGAACGAUCGAGUGCAACUUCUGGAGAGCACCAUGACGUACGCCGUGUUCUCCUUCACGCGGCGAGGCCUCCUGGACGUUGACAAGAUUAUAAUUUCGACGAUGGUGGCAAUGAGGAUUCUAGUGAAGGGAAAGAAGAUAACCCGGGAAGAGUCCAAUAUGCUCAUCCGUGCGCCGCCGGAUCCCAACGCGGGGGUCAUGCCAGACAACGCGAAGACCUGGCUCACGGAGACGCAGUGGGCACAGCUGAAGUCCCUGGAGGGCAUGGAGGCCUUCAAGAAGGGGGGCAAGCUCACGGAGUCGGUGGAGCAGGACUCCUUGGGUUGGAAGCGUUGGUUCGGAGAGGAGCGCCCUGAGACCGCGGACCUGCCCAGGAGCGCCCGCGACCUAUCGCCGUUCCACCGGCUCUUCCUCCUCCGGACGCUGCGCCAGGACAGGAUCGGGGAGGCGCUGAAGCAGUUCAUCCUCGACAACCUGGGACAGGACUACGUCGAGCAGGCGCCGUUCGACAUGGAGGCCGCGCUGGAGGAGUCGACUUGCAUCACGCCGUUCUUCUUCGUGCUGUUCCCAGGCGUCGACCCCACGCCCACCAUCGAGCAGCUCGGCAAGAAGAUGGGCAAGACAGAGGCAAAUGGCAUGCUCGUCAACAUCUCCAUGGGGCAGGGACAGGAGCAGAUCGCCCUGAACGCCCUUACCAAGGCCGCCAAGGAAGGCGGCUGGAUCAUGCUGCAGAAUAUCCACCUCAUGCAGGCUUGGCUGAAGCACUUGGAGCGCGCGCUCGAGGUCAUCGAAGAGUUCUCGCACGAGUCUUUCCGCUGUUUCCUGACCUCGGAGCCGCCAUCAGCGUUGCAGGGCCGCCUUUGGGAAUUGAUCCCGGAGCCGAUCUUGCAGCGGUGUAUCAAAAUUGCCGACGAAGCGCCUUCUGAUCUGAAGUCCAAUCUGCGCAGGGCCUAUUCGAAGUUCAGCCAGGAGAGCAUCGACGCUUGCCUGAAGCCCAAAGAGUUCAAGGCCACGCUGUUCGCCCUGUGCUUCUUUCACUCGCUCAUCUCUGGUCGCAUCAAGUUCGGGGCGCAGGGCUGGUCCAAGAAGUACCCGUUCAACGACGGUGACCUCACGAUCUGUGGCCAGGUGCUCAAAAACUAUUUGAACAAUUCAGAGAAUCUGGGCACGGAGGUGCCUUGGCCAGACCUGCGCUACAUCUUCGGCCAGAUCAUGUACGGAGGCCACAUUACCGACCCAUGGGACCGCCGCGUCAAUAAUACAUACCUGGAUGUUCUGGUCACCCCAGAGCUACUGGCGGGUGUAAACCUGUGUCCGAAUUUCAAGUCCCCAGACGCAUCGAAGCUGGAUUACCACCACUACGCGAAGUACAUCGAGGAGCGUUUCCCGCCCGAGGUACCAAUGAUGUACUGGCUGCAUCCUAAUGCAGAGAUCGGCUUCCUGACCAACCAGGGCAUUGGCAUUUUCGAAACCAUCUCGGCGGUGACGGGGGGCGGCGGUGGCGGAGGCGGCGCAGACAUCUCCGCAGCGGGGCCGAUCAUCACCAGCUACAUGGGCCAGUUGCCUAGCAACCUGGACAUGAUCGAAAUCCGCAGCAGAUUGAAGCCCGAAGAUUUCACACCGUUUGUCAUUGUGUCGCUCCAGGAGGCAGACCGCAUGAACUUGCUGCUGAGCCACAUGCGUUUCUCGAUGAUUGAUCUUGAGAAGGGCAUCGGCGGGCUGCAGAAUAUCACGGAACACAUGGAGUCCUUGUCUGAAGAUUUGCAAAUGAACAAGGUAAAUUCGCUUUGGUCGGAGAAGGCGUACCCUUCGUUGAAGGCGCUGUCUGCGUGGUUUGCUGAUCUGCUCGAGCGCGUCAGCCAGAUUGUGGAGUGGACCUCGAAGGCAACGCUUCUGAAGUCGAUCUGGCUUGGCGGCCUCUUCAACUCAAUGGCGUUCCUCACCUCGAACAUGCAAGUGGCCGCGCGCGCAAACAAAUUGCCCCUGGACUUCAUGAGGAACCGCUGCCGCUUCUACAACACGCGCGACUUGGCCGAGAUUACCGGCGUCCCCGCGCAGGGCGUGAAUGUCCACGGCCUGUUCAUGGAGGGUGCCGGCUGGGAGGAUGGCAAGGGCGAGGACGAGGGAUACAUCACAGACAGCAAGAUGAAGGAUUUGCACCCGCUGAUGCCGAUCUGCAACGUCUUCGCGGUGCACAUCGACGAGAUGAGUUGGGCCGCGAUGUACCACUGCCCUGUCUUCUCCACCACCCUGCGCGGAGCUACCUAUAUCUUCCAGGCGAACGUCCGCAUGGACCCAGACGACUCGGAGACUCGCUGGAUCCUUGCGGGCGCGGCGCUGCUCACACAGGACGAUUGAGCAGGUUCCUGACACAAGGCCCGGGCUCAUCAGAGCUCAGGCAGUCUCACCUCUGUCUUGCGGACGCCGCGGUGUUCAGAACUCCUUUUGGGGCGGCCUGCACCGCCGUAUUUACACACGGUGCGGGGUGUUCGCAGGACUUGCAUGCUUUUCUUCACGGGGGACCUAAAAGCAAAUCUCCCGUGCUGCGCCAUCACCAGCGGGCCUUCGGAUUGACGGUCUCAGGCAGCUUUCGUCGCUGCUGCAGCGGCCGCUGCCAGAUCCAGAAUUUGUGCGCGGAUUUUGCCCGCCCCCGCGUCUUCGUCGUGUUAGUUUCCAGCGAUGGGGCGUAAAGGGGCGGGGUCUUUGGCGUCUCCCGCCAGUCAGACCCUCUCCUUGAUUGUUUUUUAUGUGAAGACAAGGAGCUGACGGUAAAAUCAUUGGCUGUCAGAUGUGCGUGAUGUUGAAAACCUGACGUGACCACGUCCCGACAUCUUCAGACCGGGGGCAGCUAGGCAGAUGGCAAGAACGUUGAUGCAGCUCAGAAGCACAGCAGAGCUUGUGAGCCAAG